Messenger RNA from Adineta ricciae, 1233 nucleotides. NCBI's taxonomy places the organism in Eukaryota, Metazoa, Rotifera, Eurotatoria, Adinetida, Adinetidae. The record is from the annotation of a GenBank genome assembly.
AUGAAGAUUUCGAUUCUUUUGUUCUUUUGCCUUUUACAUCUUGCUUAUGGUAAACUAGUUACUAAACCUCGCGUUUGUCGGAAUUGUACAGGAAAAAUUCAUACGAAAAGAGAAUUAGAAUUGGCUAAAUUACCGUUAGUUAUCGACAAUUCGCAAAUUUGUACACGUGGAAAGCGGUAUCAAUUCGUUAUUAUCAUCAAAUCUGGAAGUUUUAUCAAACGGAAUUUCACUCGAUCGACAUGGGCGAAAGAAAUGAAAGAAAACUUCAAUAUCCCUGUUCUCUACGCCAUUGGUUCUCCGAAUAACAAGUCAAUUCAACAAGAUAUUGUACUUGAAGAGCAACAAUAUCAUGAUUUGUUACAGUUCGAUUUUCUCGAUAGUUAUUUCAAUUUGACGAUUAAAACUACCAGUGUCUUGGUUUGGUAUGAUCAGCAUUGUUCGAACAAUAGCGAUUAUUUGUUCUAUGUCGACGAUGAUCUACUCAUAUCUGCUGAAAAAUUUGUUUUGUAUAUGAUGCGAAUGAAUUAUUCGGAUACUCUCGAAGGUUGGUUUGAGAGCUCGGGUAAAAUUCUACGGACAGGCAUUGGUGGUGUUACAAAAGAAAAUUUCCCUAUUGAUAUCGUACCGGAUUAUCUCUGGGGCGCAGCUGUACUAUACCCGUCGAAUAUCAUAUCGAAUAAAUUGAUUAAAGCGAUAUAUAGUACGAAAUUGCCGAUAUUUUUCCGUGAUGAUGUCUUUAUCAAUGGUUUUGUGGCGGAUGAAGCGAAAAUCAAACGACAGCAGAUGCAAGGUUUGGUAUUAUAUGAUCGAACAGAGGAUCGUGUGAAAGACAAUAUGAUUGUCAUUGAUUUUACGACAGAAGAACAUCGACAUCGGGCGUGGAAUUGUUUGAAAUAUAACGAACAAUGUAAUCAGAAUUUAUUAUUAACAUUAUUCAAGAUUAUCUCAGGAUGCAUAUUGACCGCAAUAAUUCUUGUCUAUUGUUAUAAAAUUUUCAAAUCAAUCGAAUUGUUUCAAGUAUUAACUAAUCAUUCAUAUGUGAUAUUCUAUGAAAUGAAGGCGUUAUGUCAAGACAAUAUAAACACGAUUAUGAUACUGAGGAGAAGAUAUUGCCCGACGAUAAAAUGUCGAAAGAUAAAGUUUGCUAUUUAUUUGAUAGUGCAUUCGAAACGAACUUACGUUCGGCUAGGCUUCUUUCUUAUGAUUGUAUUAGUUUUGUGUUAUCUUUUUUAA